Messenger RNA from Vitis vinifera (wine grape), 4222 nucleotides. Its product is annotated as disease resistance protein RUN1. Lineage: Eukaryota; Viridiplantae; Streptophyta; Magnoliopsida; Vitales; Vitaceae. Gene Ontology annotation, biological process: defense response; signal transduction. The transcript has 9 exons. The record is from RefSeq and is a predicted model, not a curated record. Gene Ontology annotation, molecular function: ADP binding. Bases 153 to 3812 code for a protein of 1219 amino acids.
GGUAUGAAUAGACAUUAGCUCUUCAGUUCUCACGGUCCAGCCAAAUGGUGAUUCUUUUUGGAUAAGGUCCACACAAGACACUGAAUUCAGCCCUCAGGUUCAUUAGUUUUCUUGUUCAUUCUUCCCAUGGUUUUGCUUCUUUCAUUUCUCUAAUGGCUCCUUCUUCCUCUUCUUCUUCUACUUCUUCUACUUCUUCUUCCACCCAUCAAUGGAAGUAUGAUGUCUUCCUUAGUUUCAGAGGCGAAGACACCCGUAAAAGCUUCACUGAUCAUCUUCACACGGCGCUUUGUCAAAAAGGAAUCAACACUUUCAUGGAUGACCAACUUAGGAGAGGAGAACAAAUAUCUCCAGCGCUCCUUAACGCCAUUGAAGAAUCGAGGUUUUCCAUCAUCAUUUUCUCUGACAACUAUGCUUCUUCCAGUUGGUGUCUGGACGAGCUAGUAAAGAUACUUGACUGCAUCAAAGUUAUGGGACAUAGAGCACUACCAGUUUUCUAUAACUUGAAUCCCUCCCAUGUAAAAAAACAAACAGGGAGUUUUGCAGAGGCAUUUGCAAAGCAUGAACAAGAAUACAGGGAGAAGAUGGAGAAAGUGGUCAAGUGGAGAGAAGCAUUAACUGAAGUAGCCACAAUUUCUGGAUGGGAUUCACGGGAUAGGCAUGAAUCCAAACUUAUUGAGGAAAUUGUUAGAGAUAUUUGGAAUAAAUUGGUUGGCACAUCUCCAAGCUACAUGAAGGGCCUAGUUGGGAUGGAGUCCCGCCUAGAGGCCAUGGAUUCCUUAUUAUCAAUGUUUUCAGAACCGGACCGCAAUCCCACAUCGGCAAGAAAGGGGAACAAGGAGUCAAAUGACUCCUAUAAAAGCCAUCCUCAGCAAAGGCUUAAGAUAGGCUUGUGGGCUCAAAACUUGGGCUCAAAACUCAGCCCACAUAAAGUGGAAUGGGAAAGGAAACCAAAUGCAGGACUUUUUAAUAAAGGAAUCAAUUUUAUGAAGGAUGUGCUCCACUCUAGGAAGGUCCUUAUUAUCCUUGAUGAUGUGGAUCAACGACAACAGUUGGAAGAUUUAGCAGGAUACAAUAAUUGGUUUGGUUUAGGAAGUCGAAUUAUCAUAACAACUAGAGAUCGACAUUUGCUAACUUGUCAAGAAGUGGAUGCAAUAUACGAAGUUAAGGAAUUAGACAAUGAUGAAGCUCUUAAGCUAUUUUGUCUGUAUGCCUUUAGACAUAGGCAUGGUACAGAAGAUUUUAGGCAACUAUGUGGCCAUGCAUUAGAUUAUACUAGUGGCCUCCCGUUAGCCCUUAAAGUCUUGGGUUCUUCUCUAUACACAAAAGGCAUACAUGAAUGGGAGAGUGAAUUGAACAAACUCAAACAAUUCCCCAACAAAGAAGUUCAAAAUGUGCUCAAAACAAGUUUUGAAGGGUUAGAUGACAAUGAACAAAAUAUAUUUCUUGAUAUUGCAUUCUUUUAUAAAGGGCAUGAUAAAGAUUUUGUUGGAGACAUACUAGAUAGUUGUGGUUUCUUCUUUGGCAUUGGGAUAAGAAAUCUUGAAGAUAAGUCACUUAUAACUAUUUCGGAGAAUAAGUUGUGCAUGCAUGAUUUAUUACAAGAAAUGGGUUGGGAAAUUGUUAGACAAAAAUCUGAAGUACCUGGCGAGCGUAGCAGGUUAAGAGUUCAUGAGGACAUCAAUCAUGUACUAACAACAAAUACGGGGACCGAAGCAGUUGAAGGCAUAUUCCUUGAUUUGUCUGAAUCAAAAGAGUUAAACUUUAGUAUUGACGCCUUUACAAAGAUGAAGAGAUUAAGAUUGCUCAAAAUUUGUAAUGUGCAAAUAGAUAGAAGCUUAGGAUAUUUGUCAAAAAAAGAGUUAAUUGCCUAUACUCAUGAUGUUUGGACAGAGAGGAAUUAUUUGUACACUCAAAAUAAAUUGCACCUAUAUGAAGAUUCCAAAUUUCUAUCCAACAACUUAAGAGAUCUCUAUUGGCAUGGAUACCCUUUGAAGUCCUUUCCAUCAAAUUUUCAUCCAGAGAAGCUUGUUGAGCUAAACAUGUGCUUUAGUAGACUUAAACAACUGUGGGAAGGAAAAAAGGGAUUUGAGAAGUUGAAAUCCAUCAAACUUAGCCACUCUCAACAUCUAACCAAAACACCAGACUUCUCUGGAGUGCCAAACCUUAGGAGACUAAUUCUCAAAGGUUGUACAAGUUUGGUCGAGGUUCACCCAUCUAUUGGAGCUCUCAAGAAGCUUAUUUUCCUGAAUUUAGAAGGCUGCAAAAAACUCAAGAGUUUCUCAAGCAGCAUCCAUAUGGAGUCCCUUCAAAUUCUUACUCUCUCUGGCUGCUCAAAACUGAAGAAGUUUCCAGAGGUCCAAGGGAAUAUGGAACAUCUACCAAAUCUUUCUUUAGAAGGGACUGCUAUAAAAGGAUUGCCCUUGUCCAUUGAAAAUCUCACUGGACUUGCUUUGUUAAAUCUGAAAGAGUGCAAAAGCCUUGAGUCACUACCCAGAAGCAUUUUUAAGUUGAAGUCCCUGAAAACUCUCAUUCUUUCAAACUGCACAAGACUCAAGAAGCUUCCAGAGAUCCAGGAAAACAUGGAGAGUUUGAUGGAGCUUUUUCUAGAUGGGAGUGGUAUAAUAGAACUGCCUUCCUCAAUUGGGUGUCUAAAUGGGCUUGUUUUUUUGAAUCUGAAGAAUUGUAAAAAACUUGCAAGUCUUCCGCAAAGCUUUUGUGAGUUGACAUCUCUUGGGACUCUUACUCUCUGUGGUUGCUCAGAGCUGAAGGAAUUGCCAGAUGACUUGGGGAGCCUACAAUGUUUAGCAGAGCUGAAUGCAGAUGGAAGUGGUAUACAAGAGGUUCCACCCUCUAUUACUCUUUUGACAAACCUUCAAAAAUUAUCAUUAGCAGGAUGUAAGGGAGGGGAUUCCAAGUCAAGGAAUAUGGUCUUCUCUUUCCACUCAUCACCAACAGAAGAAUUGCGACUGCCUUCUUUCUCGGGUUUAUACUCCUUGAGAGUGUUAAUUCUACAACGUUGCAACCUAUCGGAAGGAGCAUUGCCCAGUGAUCUUGGGUCCAUACCCUCAUUGGAAAGGUUAGAUCUGAGCAGGAACAGUUUCAUUACCAUACCUGCUAGCCUCAGUGGACUUUCUCGGCUGCGAAGUCUCACAUUAGAAUACUGCAAGAGUCUUCAAUCAUUGCCAGAGCUUCCAUCAAGUGUUGAAAGUUUAAAUGCCCAUAGUUGCACAUCCCUGGAAACCUUCUCAUGUUCAUCAGGUGCAUACACAUCCAAGAAGUUCGGGGACCUCAGAUUUAAUUUCACUAAUUGCUUUAGGCUAGGAGAGAAUCAAGGCAGUGACAUUGUGGGAGCUAUAUUAGAGGGAAUCCAGCUUAUGUCAUCAAUACCAAAAUUUCUGGUGCCAUGGGGGAUCCCUACUCCACACAAUGAAUAUAAUGCUUUGGUUCCUGGAAGUAGAAUUCCAGAGUGGUUCAGGCAUCAGAGUGUAGGGUGUUCUGUAAAUAUAGAGCUGCCUCCACAUUGGUAUAAUACCAAGUUGAUGGGAUUGGCUUUUUGUGCUGCUCUCAAUUUCAAGGGUGCUAUGGAUGGGUACCCCGGUACAGAACCGUCAUCCUUUGGUUUAGUUUGUUAUCUGAAUGAUUGUUUUGUGGAGACUGGCCUGCACUCAUUGUAUACUCCACUUGAAGGAUCCAAAUUUAUUGAGUCAGAUCACACGUUGUUUGAGUAUAUAUCUCUUGCUCGAGAAAGAUGGCGGAUGCAGCUUUCCUUUCGGCACCACGUGGCCGGGAGAUGGAGAUGGCGAUGGAGAUGACUCUAACUACAAAAAAGGUCUUCUGAUGGACCCUUCGGCUCCUUCAAAAUUGGGUUCCUUCUUUCCCCUCCAUCACCUAUGCUCCCCCUAUUUCAAUAAAAAGUUUAAAGAUGGUUCCAGUUGAAGAAGCGCUCGUUCAAUCUCUAUCAUACCUCAUCAUUUGAGAGAUGAAUCUGAGGUUAUUGAAGAAAUUGUUACCAAGAUAUUGAAUGAACCAAUUGAUGCAUCCAUAAGCAGCAUGGAUGAUCUACUUGGGCGUAUAGAGGAUAUGGUUUCAUCGUUAUGUAUUGGUUCUGAUGAUGUUUGGAUUGUAGGAAUUUGGGGCAUGGCCGGCAUAGGUAAGACCACCGUCGCCAAAGUUGUUUACAAUCGAAUCCACAAUAAAUAUGAAGAUUGUUACUUUCUUAAAA